Vigna angularis (adzuki bean) is the source of this 1820-nucleotide messenger RNA. RefSeq names its product tonoplast dicarboxylate transporter. The transcript is spliced from 6 exons. The record is from RefSeq and is a predicted model, not a curated record. Gene Ontology annotation, biological process: monoatomic anion transmembrane transport. Gene Ontology annotation, cellular component: membrane. NCBI's taxonomy places the organism in Eukaryota, Viridiplantae, Streptophyta, Magnoliopsida, Fabales, Fabaceae. The coding region runs from base 31 to 1647 and encodes 538 amino acids. Gene Ontology annotation, molecular function: transmembrane transporter activity.
CCUCGGCGACAGUUUCUAGUUCUGUCCGAGAUGAUCGGAGAACAAACUCCGUUACCUGCUUCCGAUGGUCACGGGGCACCGCUUCUCCCUGUUCAGGAGGCGACGGAAGGAACACAGAGCACUGUCUCUAUCACCAUGAAAUCAAUUCUAAAACUACAAAACUUCUAUGUCCUUUUGGGACCUUUCUUCACCCUUGUCAUAUGCCUCUUCGUGAAGCUCGAACCUCCCAAUAGCCAGAAAAUGCUUGGCGUGGCUGCUUGGGUGUUCACGUGGUGGAUAACGCAAGCCGUACCGCUUCCGGUGACCUCCUUGUGUCCUUUGUUUCUCUUCCCCAUCUUCGGAAUUGCUUCAGCUGAUAGCGUGGCGCACUCCUACAUGAACGAUCUCGUCACGCUCAUUUUGGGAAGCUUCAUUCUCGCUCUCGCCGUGGAACGAUACAACGUUCACCGGAGACUGGCCUUGAAUGUAACUUUGCUGUUUUGUACCGAUCCGCUGAAUCCGGCGCUGCUAUUGUUGGGGCUAUGUGCGACGAUAUUCUUGGUGAGCAUGUGGAUGCUGAACGUGCCCACGGCGGUGAUGAUGAUGUCGGUGGCGAUGGGGAUGUUGCAGCGGCUGCCGCCGAUGGAGGAGCAGUCAGAGGAGAUGAGAAAGUUCUGCAAAGCGGUGGUUUUGACGGUGGUGUACGCGACGCCGAUCGGAGGGAUGAGCACUUUGACGGGUACGGGUGUGAACUUGAUAAUAUCUGGGAUGUGGAAUCUUUUUCCGGAGGGAAAGGCAAUAAGCUUCAACACAUGGUUCUUCUUCGGUUUCCCGGCGGCUCUUCUCAUUCUCAUUUGUUUUUGGUGCAUCAUCUGCCUCCUCUAUCUGCCUAAAGGAACUUCUCGCGCUCUGUCUUCUUAUUUGGGUAAAGUUCAUCUGAGAAGAGACCUCCAAGAUCUUGGUCCCACAACUUUUGCUGAGAAAAUGGUGAUGUCUAUAUCUGGGUUGCUUAUAAUACUAUGGAUGACAAGAAGAAUCACCGACGACAUUCCUGGGUGGGGAGUUUUAUUCCAUGGACUUGUUGGAGAUGGAUGUGUCAGUGUUAUGGUGGCUGUCUUAUUGUUCAUAAUCCCAAACAUGAAGCGAGAGGGGGAGAAGCUAAUGACCUGGAAUGACUGCAAAAAGCUACCUUGGAACCUCGUUUUGCUUUUAGGAGCUGGUUUUGCCAUAGCUGAUGGCGUACAAUCUAGUGGCUUAGCAGACGUUUUGUCAGGGAUCUUGAAUUGCUUGCAAGACAUUCCACACAUGGUCAUUGUUCCUGCUGUUUGUGUAAUAUGUAGUAUUAUUACUGAGUUCAUCACCUCGAAUGCUGCUACUGUCACUCUUCUUGUCCCACUUCUUUAUCAAAUAGCCAUAACCAUGCAUGUGCAUCCGCUUAUGCUCAUCAUCCCUGGAGGAAUAGCAACAGAGUUUGCUUUCUGGCUUCCAACUUCAACGCCCUCAAAUGCACUUGGAAUCGCUAGUGGACACAUAGAAAUUAAAGACAUGCUCAAAGUAGGUGUGCCGCUCAAAGUGGCUGGGAUUGUUGUGUUGUCUCUUCUCAUGCCGUCACUAGGAACUAUUGUUUUUGGAAUAAAUAACGAUACUCAACAACUGAUAUUCUUCUGAAAAUUUAUCCACUGUUGUAAAAAAACCUCUAUUAUCAUUCCCAGAACAUUUUACACGUGCAUUGAUGCAUCGUGAUCUAUUUACUAAAUAAGCGGCAUGUAAUUAAGAAGAUAUCAACAACCAAAGUAGGCAUAGAAAUUCACAUCUUUAUUUUAUUUGGACAACUUUAUUCC